AUGGGAAGCAACGAUGAGGAGAGCUCAAGUUUCAACCAGAACAAAAGUAACAAGAGAACAUCCUGCAAACUGGUCGGGUCACUUACAGGGAAUGUCCAAAAGCAGGCACUUUCUGAAGAUGGAGAGCAAACUGAGGAGUGGACUUCUCAGGUCUGUACCACCGCUGAAGAAGAGAGAGCAAGUAUGAGCGUGGCUAAUCCAGCUCAGAGCCCCAAUACUGGCAUUGCAGCUCCGAAUCCCUCACCCACUAUCACCACCUGGGAGGCCAGCUGGAAUGUCACCAAUGCUAUCCAGGGCAUUUUUGUGUUGGGCUUACCCUUUGCUCUGGUGAAGUCAGGUUACGUGGGUUUGGUUCUGCUGGUUCUCUCAGCUUGGGUCUGUAACCACACAGGGAGGAUCCUAGUGGCAUGUCUAUAUGAAGAGGAACAAAGCGGAGGGUCUGACUCUGUGACAAAGGUCCGAGUCCGACACAGCUACCAAGACAUAGUGGAGGCCUGCUCCAAAGGCCUGUGGCCCAACUGGCCUGAACUGGGGGGAUGGAUAGUUAAUAUAGCUCAGGUCACUGAACUGUUGAUGACCUGCACCCUGUAUCUAGUUGUCUCCACCAGUUUAUUGUCUGAUAGUCUGUCUGGAAUGGCUGUUCCUAGAUCAGUAUGUUCUCUGGUCUCAGUGAUGUUCCUGCUGCCCUGCCUGCUGCUGACCGAUCUCAGGCCAGUCUCCACUCUCAGCCUGCUCUGUUCCCUGGCUCACAUACUGAUCAGCCUGUUGGUCAUGCUGUACUGCCUGAGUCGAGCCAGCAGCUGGUCCUGGUCCUCUCUGUCUCUGUCUGUGGACCCAGAAGACUUCCUUGUUUCCGUGGGUGUCAUCAUCUUCUCCUACACCUCACAGAUCUUCCUCCCUCCUCUAGAGGGCAGUAUGGAUAACAAAGGGCAGUUUAAUGCCAUGCUGUGUUGGACCCACGGUGCCGCCUGCAUCAUGAAAACUAUGUUUUCUUUAUUGGCUGUGCUGACCUGGGGGGCAGAGAUCACUGAGGUCAUCACAGACAACCUGCCCUCUGACCUUCGACCCAUAGUCAACCUGUGUCUGUUGGCUAAAGCCCUUCUCUCCUACUCUCUGCCAUUCUACUCUGCUGCUGAAAUACUUCAAACCUGCCUGUUUGGAGACUCUUCUCUCUCAUCGUACCCCAGACAUGAAGGCCGAGGUGUGUCUUGUUCGACCCUGCUAGUCCGUGGUGCCCUGCUGAUGACAUCAUACCUACUGGCCCUGCUGGUGCCCAGAUUUUCCCUGCUGAUGGGUUUGACAGGCAGUGUGACCGGGGCAGUCAUGGCACUCAUACUGCCAUGCCUGUUUCACCUCAGACUGCAGUGGGGCUGCCUCACUGUGAGGGAGCGGCUGAUAGAUGUUGGUAUACUGAGUCUGGGGAUCAUUUGUAGCAUCUCUGGUGUGAUUUGUUCAGUGAAAAGACUGGUGGCGGAACUGUAG
Monopterus albus (swamp eel) is the source of this 1482-nucleotide messenger RNA. RefSeq names its product vesicular inhibitory amino acid transporter. Bases 1 to 1482 code for a protein of 493 amino acids. Gene Ontology annotation, biological process: amino acid transmembrane transport. Gene Ontology annotation, cellular component: vacuolar membrane. The transcript is spliced from 7 exons. Gene Ontology annotation, molecular function: L-amino acid transmembrane transporter activity. The record is from RefSeq and is a predicted model, not a curated record. NCBI's taxonomy places the organism in Eukaryota, Metazoa, Chordata, Actinopteri, Synbranchiformes, Synbranchidae.